Messenger RNA from Trypanosoma theileri, 3213 nucleotides. Its product is annotated as pre-mRNA splicing factor ATP-dependent RNA helicase. Gene Ontology annotation, biological process: spliceosomal complex disassembly. Lineage: Eukaryota; Euglenozoa; Kinetoplastea; Trypanosomatida; Trypanosomatidae. Gene Ontology annotation, cellular component: intracellular anatomical structure; catalytic step 2 spliceosome. The record is from RefSeq and is a predicted model, not a curated record. The coding region runs from base 1 to 3213 and encodes 1070 amino acids. Gene Ontology annotation, molecular function: RNA binding; ATP binding. The transcript has a single exon.
AUGGAGGAGGAACUUUUAAUAGUGCAGGAGCUGCAGCAGAUCUACACUAAGAAUGAGCUAUAUCGUAAACUGGAGCACCUGCUGGGUCGCCCAGAGAGCGAAGGGCAGGCGGAGGAGUUUUACGACGACGUGGAUGAGUUGGUGGCGCUCUUCCUUCGUGAGAGCGAAAAGGUGUGUGAUGAGGAAUUACUCCUCGCCGCACUGGAUGCUGCUGUGAACGGCGAUGGUGCGAGCGAGAGAGAGGAGGAGAAUGAGAAAGCGAAAAAGAACAGUGAGGAGGACGGGGAGGAACCCGCUAUUCCCUCAUCGCAGUUGCGCACACUCCUGCGAUUUAUGCGGGCACAUCUGCGGGAUGUGGAUUGGCACAAGUGUCUCGCUGCCGGCACCUUUGCGAUUGCAGAACGCGACCGUCGCGAGGCGGAGGAGGCGCUGCAGAAGAAAAUGUUGCAAGAAGCCGCAGCCGCACAGCGAGAUGCGAAUGACAAUAGAGCACUUGAGAGUCUCGAAACCGACGCGGCGGAGCGCCGUGCGGCGAUGAAAGUGCGGGCAGAAGAGAAGAUGCAACUUGCACAGUUGGUGCGUAGUGGGAUGUUGGAUGAAUCAGAGCUUCUCCAACUGCGCACAGAUGAGGAAGAGGAUGAACAAGUGGAACUGAAUGAAGAGGAACCACAAUUUCUUCGUGGAUUAGUGCGGCACAAACCCAUCAACUACCGCGCGUUGCUUCCUUCAGAGCAGUUAAUGCGUGCCAGUACACCAGCACAGCGGGAGGCUAUUCUUGCACGGCGUGCUGUGCAGCAGGAGAAUGCAGAUGAGAAUGAGACGAACAGUAUGAAGCGAGCUGCGUUGGCACAACAACUUCGCAACAAGGAUCGACAGAUACUUCGUGCGAGGGAGCGGCGUCUGCAGCGAUUAUCUGAACAGGCACGUGAAGGAUUGGGUGGUAAUAAUAAAGGUAACAAUAGGACUGGCAACAGGGAUGAAGAUGAGGAUGCUGGAGAGGGUGAGGAUGAUGGUGAUAAUGGAAAUAGAUACAACAGGGAUGAGGGAAAUACUCUUCUUGAUCAUGAGUUACUUGAACGACCGGAGGAACGGCUUGGGGGAUUCCGCUCCGCAAAGGAUUUACCUUCUAGACUUCCACCAUGGAUGAAACACAAUUUUGGUGAACGUCCACGAUUUGGUCCACUGCAGACAUCACAGAGUCUCGCAGAGCAGCGCCGUUCACUUCCUAUAUACGCUUACCGUGACCGUUUUCUUCAGCAUGUGGAUGACCACACAGUGACUGUUUUGGUUGGAGAAACAGGUAGUGGUAAGACCACACAGAUUCCACAGUACCUCGCUGAACAUGGAUACAGCAAGCGUGGUAUUAUUUGUUGUACACAACCGAGGCGUGUGGCGGCAGAAACACUUGCCAUUCGUGUUGCAGAAGAGUAUGGUUGUCGUUUAGGUGAAGAAGUUGGAUACACCGUUCGUUUCCGUGAUGUCACAUCAUCAUUGACAAAGAUUAAAUACAUGACAGAUGGUAUGUUGUUGCGAGAGGCUUUACUGGAUGAUACAUUUCAGCGAUACAGUGUUAUCAUUCUUGAUGAGGCACAUGAGCGGUCUGUGAAUACUGAUUUAUUAUUUGCUAUUGUGCGUAAUGCGACACAUAAGCGACCCUCAUUAAAAGUAAUUAUUACCUCCGCUACCCUUGAAAAAGAAAAAUUCUGCUCAUACUUUAAUGUUAGAGAUGUUUUCUUUAUUGAGGGACGUACGUUUCCUGUCCAAGUGAAUUAUCUUGCUGAACCAACAGAGGACUACCUCGAUUGCGCACUCAAGACGGUGAUGAAGUUGCACCUUGAGGAGCCCCCGGGUGAUGUGUUGGUGUUCUUAACGGGACAGGAGGAGAUUGAGCUCGGCGGCGAGCGGCUGUUUCGAUGGAUGGAAAAGCUGCGCGCCCUCAGUGAAGUGCCAGUGCCCGAUAUGUUGGUAUUGCCGCUCACAGCCACACUGCCGCAGGAGGUGCAAUCACGUGUGUUUGAACCGACUCCGCCCCGCUGCCGUAAAGUUGUACUCGCCACGAAUGUUGCCGAAACAUCCAUCACCAUUAGCAAUCUCUGUUAUGUUGUCGAUAGUGGUUUCUGCAAGCAGAACGUCUUUGAUGCAAAGACCGGGAUGGAGCAACUGAAGAUUGUUCCCAUUUCACAGGCACAAGCCCAACAGCGAGCGGGACGUGCGGGACGUGUUGGUCCUGGUAAGUGUUUCCGCAUGUAUACAGAGCCGCAGUUCCGAAAGGACAUGGAACCCGCCACUGUGCCAGACAUUCAACGCUCAAAUAUGUUUCACGUUGUGCUGCAACUAAAGGCGAUGGGUAUUAAUGAUCUUUUCGCACUUGAUCUGAUGGAUCCACCACCGCAGGAGACACUCGUGUUGGCACUGCAGAAACUGCGCUAUCUUGAAGCAUUAGAUGAUGAUGGACUUCUCACACCACUUGGUGGACGAAUGGCACAACUCCCCAUUGAUCCCUCACAGAGUAAGACACUUCUCACUGCAAUUGAUUUUGGUUGUUGUGAACCCGUAUUGACAAUUGUGUCUAUGCUCGCCGUACAGAAGCGUGGCGUCUUUUAUCGCCCACGCGAUCAACACGAGGCUGCCGAUGCUGCGAAACGACAGUUCCAUCAACCCGAAGGCGAUCAAAUUACACUACUGGCGGUCUACGACGCUUGGGUGGCGAAUGGACUCAGUGAGGAGUGGUGUAAACGCAACUUUCUCAAGCACCGCAUUCUCAUGGAGGCCCGCGACACACGUGAACAGUUGAGUGAGAUGUUGCAUAAGCGUCACGCUACUAUUCCUCAUCACAACGAUGAUGCAUUAACAGAAGUGCGCCGCGCUCUCACUGCCGGGUACUUUUUCAAUGCCGCAAGACGAAUAACAGAUGUGGCCUACGCUACACUGGCAGAACGUCGAGAGGUAUAUGUACAUCCCUCUUCCUGUCUGCGAGACACACCACCAAAGUUCUUGCUGUAUAAUGAACUUCAGCUGACAAAUCGGGAAUACAUGCGUGAACUGCUGGUAAUUGAACCACAGUGGUUGGUAGAGUUAGCCCCGGCCUUCUACACGAGACCACGAAAGGGUAAGUUAACAAAGGAACAAAAGGCAGAGCGACUUAAUCCUAUUCUGCGUGGCUGGGAGAGUGGAAACUCAUGGAGAAUUUCAAAGCAGCGACGUCGCAAGUGA